This is a messenger RNA of Gossypium raimondii (Peruvian cotton), 1348 nucleotides long. Its product is annotated as 11-beta-hydroxysteroid dehydrogenase B. Lineage: Eukaryota; Viridiplantae; Streptophyta; Magnoliopsida; Malvales; Malvaceae. Gene Ontology annotation, molecular function: oxidoreductase activity. Bases 34 to 1098 code for a protein of 354 amino acids. The record is from RefSeq and is a predicted model, not a curated record. The transcript is spliced from 7 exons.
AAGCCUUUUUGGUUCAGAAAUCAUACGACAUUGAUGAUGGACUUAGUGACUUCGUUUCUGAACUUAGUGGUGCCCCCUGCCACCAUGAUGAUGCUGGCCUUUUCAUGGCCAGCCUUGUGCUUUAUCAAUGCAUGUGAAUGGGUUUACAACACCUUAUAUACUAUUGAGGAUAUGGAUGGCAAAGUUGUCAUAAUCACCGGUGCUUCUUCUGGUAUUGGAGAGCAAAUUGCAUAUGAAUAUGCAAAGCGGAGGGCCAAUCUUGUGUUGGUUGCGAGGAGAGAACAACGGCUUCGAGCAAUUAGUGAGAAAGCCAGAUAUCUUGGCGCAAACAGUGCCAUUGUAAUUGCUGCAGAUGUUGUUAAGGAAGAUGAUUGUAGGAGAUUUAUUAAUGAAACGGUAAACUUCUAUGGGCGUGUGGAUCAUCUGGUGAAUGCGGCGAGUUUGGGACAUACCUUCUACUUCGAUGAAGUUACAGACUCCUCAGUGUUUCCUAUUUUGUUGGACAUAAACUUUUGGGGAAAUGUUUAUCCUACAUUUGUCGCUCUUCCAUACCUACAUCAGAGUAAUGGCCGAGUCAUUGUGAAUGCAUCGGUGGAGAACUGGUUACCGUUACCAAGAAUGAGUUUGUAUGCUGCUGCAAAAGCUGCUCUUGUGAAUUUCUAUGAGACCCUCAGACUUGAAGUAAAUAAUGAUGUUGGGAUAACGAUUGCUACACAUGGAUGGAUAGGAGGCGAAAUGACAAGAGGAAAGUUUAUGCUUGAAGAGGGAGCCGAGAUGCAAUGGAAGGAAGAACGAGAACUACAAGCAAGUGGUGGACCUGUAGAAGAAUUUGCGAGGCUGAUUGUUUCAGGGGCAUGCCGGGGCGAUGCUUAUGUCAAGUACCCGAGUUGGCACGACACAUUCCUCCUCUUUAGGGUAUUCGCACCCAAUGUACUUAACUGGAGUUUCCGACUCCUGCUGUCGACUCAUGGUACAAGAAGAACAUCCAUGGUGGGUGUCGGGAAACCGAUAUCCGAAGGUGGCUCAGGCAGGUAUUUAAUGGAGACCACUUCUCCUAGGAAGCUUCCUGCUGGUCCGAUAACCUUUUCGAAGACGUAGUAGUGGCAUCCAUGACUGCCAUGUCUUUGAAUUGCACUUUGCUGGCUUUUUAUUUAGUUUGUAGGUACUGUUCAUUUGGCACAUACUUUGGUACAAUAAUAAGUGUUCAAUCAGAUCAGGAAAACUUGGCCACCAGUUAGUAGAAUAAGCCUUGCGCAUAUAUAUGCUUCUAUGUACGUAUAGAAAUACUUGCUACUGUUUCUUAAUUGCUUUUUCAGUUGUUGCCCUGAAAUUGGACUGUUUUUUUCGA